AUGAGCGGGGAAGAGGGAAAAGAGGAAAAGAGGGGAAAGAGGGAAAGAGGGGAAAGAGGGAAAAGAGGGAAAAGAGGGAAAAGAGGGAAAGAGGAAAAGAGGAAAGAGGAAAAGAGGGAAAAGAGGGAAAAGAGGGAAAAGAGGGAAAAGAGGGAAAAGAGGGAGAGGGAAAAGAGGGAAAAGAGGGAAAAGAGGGAAAAGAGGGAAAAGAGGGAAAAGAGGGAAAAGAGGGAAAAGAGGGAAAAGAGGGAAAAGAGGGAAAAGAGGGAAAAGAGGGAAAAGAGGGAAAAGAGGGAAAAGAGGGAAAAGAGGGAAAAGAGGGAAAAGAGGGAAAAGAGGGAAAAGAGGGAAAAGAGGGAAGAGAGGGAAAAGAGGGAAAAGAGGGAAAAGAGGGAAAAGAGGGAAAAGAGGGAAAAGAGGGAAAAGAGGGAAAAGAGGGAAAAGAGGGAAAAGAGGGAAAAGAGGGAAAAGAGGGAAAAGAGGGAAAAGAGGGAAAAGAGGGAAAAGAGGGAAAAGAGGGGAAAGAGGGAAUAUUAUGAUAUGUAA
Messenger RNA from Pelobates cultripes (western spadefoot toad), 546 nucleotides. Lineage: Eukaryota; Metazoa; Chordata; Amphibia; Anura; Pelobatidae. The record is from the annotation of a GenBank genome assembly.